GAUUUACUUGUAAGUCCCGCGGGUUUUACUGAUCUGAAGCUAUAAGGUUUUAUUUACACGUUCUGCAUGAUUCAGAAAAUGAGUUAUUUAUUCUCCUUAUUUUUGUCUGGUUGGAUAUAAUUUCCUGUUUUCCAAUGUAUUAGCUACUCAUUCUCAUGCCUACUCCACAUUUAUCAAGAGCAACAUCAGGACCGUCUUCUGGCUAUGCCGUAGGUGAUGAGAUUUGUGAUACUUCAUGUCCAAUUGAUUGGGAUACAAAUGUAGUAAAUUUUAUAUCAACUUGCUUGCAUCCUGGUCUAGUUCGACGAACUUCAUCUAGUGCAACAUAUGGCUUUGAUAAACCGAAUCAUUUUAGACGUCAGCAUCGCCGAAAUCUAUCUACAGCUACAACAGUUGGAUUCGGUCGUUAUCCUGAUAAUCAAAUUACAAGUGGUCGAGUUCCAUAUGCUAAUGUUUUCAAUCAUCCAAAUGAUUAUCAAGCCCCUCCACCAUAUUAUUCUAAACGUAUUUUAGGCCAUGCUCGCAAUAUCAGCGAUCCUACAUCUGGUUGGGAUUUCCGUAUUGUCACAAAACCUCUUAUUCUUGACCAGUUAACUGAAAGACCAUCUUAUAAUUGGGAUGGUUCUGCCGAACAAAAUCUUGUGGUGUCAGGUGAAUAUAAGAUUCCGGAUACUUCAUUCAUUCCUGAAAAUAAACCCGAAGCUUAUCCUUGUCUAACACCUCCACGUUCAUCUAAUGAUAUUACAUUAGAAAAUUCGUUUAUAUGUGCGCGUGAUGCAGAAACUCAUGAGACAACUACAACUGCAAAAGAUGAUACUUCUUGUUUAUGCCCUUGUCUACAAACCUGUGCUAAUCCACGUGUUGUAUUAAUCGGAUUAUGUUUAACUAUGUUUAUGCAAACUAUGGUUGUAUCUGGUCUGAUGAGUAGUAUGUUUACUACAUUGGAAAGAAGAUUUAAUUUAACUAGUCGACAAAUUGGCUCUAUGAUAAGUUGUUAUGAAGUAGCCGGUGUCAUAACCACAGUGAUUGUUAGCUUUAUUAGUGGUCAGAAACAUAAUCGACUACGUGUUAUUGGUUUGGCGACAUUGAUCCUGGCUCUUGGAUUUGGAUUAUUUGCAUUGCCUCACUUUUUAGCUGGUCCCUACAGACCAAACUUACCAACUACUCCUGAUGGUAAUACUGCUACUAGUAUUAGUACUGAAGAUAUCAUCCAUUCCUCUCUGUCGUCUUUUCCUCUUAAUCAAGACUUAGAAAAUUCAAUUCAGUUGGAUGGACCACUAUGUGUCGAUCAAUCACGCAAUACCUUUCCUAAGAAUGUUAUUUCCAAUUCACUUAAUAAUCAAACUAGUGUCGGUGACACAAUUAUUCGUGCUUCCCCACUCACUGCUGCUGAUAAUUUUAAUAGUAAUGAUAUUGAUGAAUCAUCAAGCACAGGAUUUAUGGGAAGUAGUGACAUUGUUCAGUCUGUUCUCUUUCCAACUUUUUGUUUUGCAAUGCUGCUAGCCGGGAUCGGGGCUAGUCCUUUGUAUGUCUUAGCUCCAACUUACUUAUGGGAUAACUUAACAGAUAGACAAUAUCCAAUAUAUGCAGCUUUAUUCUACAGCGCUGGUGGAUUAGGUCCUGCCUGUGGAUUUCUUGCUGGUGCUGGUUUCUUAAGUAUUUACAUUGAUUCACCAUUUAUGUUGCCUGAAACUGGCUUAGACCGUAAUAGUCCAUUAUGGCUUGGUGCUUGGUGGCUUGGUAUGCUUGUCUGCGCUGCAUUAACUUUCUUUGUAGCAUUACCUGUGAUAUGUUUUCCUAAACAACUUGCAGUUAUUAAAAAAAGUGAUAGCAAUACAAUUCCAAACGAUGAAACCGAAGAUCUGGAUAAAAUCUGUUCCCCUACAAUCCAAUCUAAUAAUCAUAAUAUUUCCAAUAUUAAUACAAAUAACAAUAAAGUGAAUUUAUCUUACGUAAAAUCGUCCGAUAAUUUGCCUAAUAUAAACAAACAAUUCGGACAACCAUCACUAACCACAACCACAACAGCCGUUUCAGCUGCUGCUGUCGCAGGUGUUGAAACAUUAACAUCAAAUCAUUUGCUCAAUACACUAUCACCGGAUAGUCGCAAUUGUCAGUAUCCAAGUCUAGAAGAAUUUAAACAACAGCAACGAUUGCCUGAAAUGAAGCGAAAUCAUGCUGAUUCACUUAAGACAUCUCCUUAUUCUCCCACUACCAUUACUCCUAAUUCUCUUUAUGCACAGUCUCCAUCUAUCAAGGAUGCUAUAAUUAGUGGUGAUGGGACAAUUGCUAGCCCUUCAAAUCAACACUUUCGUUCACAUUCAAAUAUUGGUGGUGGUCAUCUUGAUUCUCUUGACGGUAAUACUGUCGAAGUUGUUAAUAAUGGUAUAGCUGGUUGUGGAGAUCAAUCUGACAAUUUGGGAAAAUGCAUGAAAACAUCCUUGAAUAAUUCAUUUAGUGAAAACCAAGCUAAUCUUAAGUCAAAAAUAAAAGCUUCAUAUCAUAUCGUACGUCGUGUACUAACUAAUCCUGUCUGGUUAGGUGUAACAUUAAGUACUGUAGUGGAACAAUCGAUUGUUGCUGCGUUUUUAGCAUUUGCUGCAAAAUACAUUCAAAUUUUAUUUCAUAUACCAGCUUAUUUGGCUAGUAUUCAUACUGGUGCUGUGAUAGUUCCAAGUUCAUUAUUAGGUGUUCUGUCUGGUGCUUUACUAAUGCGACAUUUUCGACCUACAUUACAUCGUACUUUAUCUGGUUUAUGUAUUAUGAUUUCAUUGACUGUUAUAACGAGUAUUAGUCUAAUGUCAAUUGGUUGUCAAUCUAGUCGAGUAGCAGGUAUAACAGCUACAUAUAACGGGGAAAAUUGGCCUUGGAAAAAUGGUCCAGGUUUUUUAAUACCAUCAAAUUUAACAGCACCAUGUAAUCAAUUUUGUUAUUCAUCUAAUAAUCGAAUAAAAAAAUUUGAUAAUCGUCAUUAUACACACUACAUUGAAUCACAAUGUUCAGUAAAUCAUUAUAAUCCUGUGUGUUGGACCGCUACCUCUUCUUCUUCUUCUUCUUCUUCUACUACUACUACUACUAGUAGUAGUAGUAGUGAUAGUAGUAGUGAUAGUAGUAUUAAAAAGAAGACAAAUAAUCAAAUAACUUGUACUAGUAGUGAUAUUAUUAAUGGUGAUAAUAAUCUUGGUAGUCCAAAUGACAAGAUUGAUGACUGUGAUAGGAAAUCAUUGACAUUUUUCAAUCCUUGUUUUGCUGGAUGCAGAACACGUGUUUUAGAAGCUGGAGUUGUAAAGAAAUAUUCUGAUUGCCAAUGUGUAACCCGAUCUACACUUAAUCCAUCUGGUUUGAUCUCAUCAAUACCAAUGUCAUUAUCAUCAUCAAUGAGAAUAAAUAAUGAAUUCUUAUUAGCAAAUAAUUCUGGUGAAGUUUAUCCUGGUCGAUGUAAACCUAAGUGUACUUUGUAUGGUUUAUUUCUAGCUAUGUUAUUCUUACAUAUUCUUUGUACUGGUAUGUUACAAAAUCCAAGUAAUGUAAUCACAUUGAGUUGUGUCUCAUCAGAAGAUAGUUCUGUUGCACUUGGAUUACAGAUUUUCUUUGUCAGAACAUUAGCAUAUAUUCCGGCACCGAUGUAUUUCGGCCAACUAUUCGAUUUAGCUUGUCAAUAUCGUUCAAAUCCUAUAGAUCACUAUUCAUCCAGUCCAAUAAAUAAUAAUGAAUCGUUAUUAAUGAAUACAAAUGUAUUAUCAUCAUUAUCAAAUUCAUCCAUAUUUUCAUCGUCUUCGUCUUUUUCACCAUCGUCAUCUCCACUGUCAUCAAUCUACUCGUCGUCUUCUACAACCACUGCUACUACAAUGUCUUUAGAUCAAAAGUAUUCUCCAACAGCUGGUGGAUGUUUAGAAUAUAAUUUAGAAGGUUUACCAUUUAUUUGGCUUGGUACUGUAUGUGUUUUAAAAAUAAUUAGUUUGAUUGGAUCCACAAUUACUUGGUGGUUAGCUAAGUAAGCAUUGUUGUUGUGUUUUUAUCUAUGUAGAUUGCUUGUUCGGGCAGGUAUUGGGCCGUAAUGACAGGAAAGCAGUUGUAUGAUUUCCCUCUCUCUUCCUAGUUCGAUUAUUGAUUAGUUCACCUAUAUUGUUAUUGGGACUGGUAAUCUUUCAUUUACUAAUUGACGCAUCGAUCAACGAACAACAGCCAUGAUCAUAACGAUUGUUUGUCUUCGAGCACUUUCUAACCCAGUAGCCAAUCGGAAGACGGAGGUAGAGAGAGCGGAUCUAUUGUAUUGUACUCAAUUCAAUCAUGACUCAAAGCUCAUACAAUAAUAUACUUGACAUAUUUUGACCACAGAGCAACACAAUUAGUGUACAUAACUUAGUCACAUGUGACACAGAACCGAAGUAAAUAGGGGAAUGAUUAAUCAAUGAUAAACCUGGAGUAAUCAGACGUAUGACUACGAUUUAUGGAAUGAAAGCAAGCUUAGAAAUUCCAGGCAUUGUAUAUUUGGAUUUAGGCGUUCAGAUCUGUCAUCAGGUUGAUCAGGUUUUUUCCUGAACAUGUCUCUACCGCAACUUCUCAUUAAACUAGUCUCUAUCGUCUUUGUUUUCAUCAUUGGUGGGAGCAUGGCCUUGAAUAAAAUUCAUCGUAAUUCUCUCUUUUGGUCUUAAGAAUGCUUUGGUGAUUCUAGGUCCGUCAGAUUUCUAUCCUAUAAGUGCUUUUCGUGCUUCUUUGGACAACGUCAUGAUCUUGCUCAAGAUCAUGGAUCGAUUGAAGGUAGAGUCUGCACACGAGACUGAGGGUCUUGGGUUCGAGUCCUGCGUGGAUGUGCACUGCUGAGGAGUCCAUGUACUAGGGUGAAACGGCAGUCCAGUGUUUCCAGGUUUUUAAGGAUUGUCUACCUUAGAUCGACUCAUGAAUUCAACUGUGAAAAUACUACAAUCUCCACAAAUCCUCAAACUGAUAUUUUAUAUUUGUUUUUGUACCUAGUUGUAUCAAAUUUUGUGCAAAAUAUAUAAAUAAAGGACGAGUAACACAAUUUUGAUAAAUAUUACGAUAUAAUCUUAGCGGUGAUACUAUAAUUUAUAAACGUUUUUUGAACGGCUGCAAAGUGACGCUAAGUUCAACUACCCUACCUAGGGUCUAAGGAAGGUUAUGACUUAGUGUGAGAAAUUGGAAUCGAGAUUUAGAGUUAUAAUAUCGUUUAACAAACAGUUCACAUUUCCCUAUCAAUCACAAUUUGAUUAUCUUCGUAUUAACAUCUCUAAUUGUGACAUUGAUAUAGACUUCAAUAUCAUAGACAGCUUAAUUCACGUGAAGAUCACAGUUGCAUCUUACUAAAAUAUUCCAUUUACUAUGAAGCUUAUAUCAAACACAGCUUCUCAUUAAUCGCUUUGAUUUAUCACUUAGAACCAAACUACGAUGCACAUCAUAGAAAAAACCCACCUAAACUAUUAAUAUACGAUGAAACUUGAUCCAAACUAUACAAGAGCGAUGAUAGUUAAUUAGUGUAACUUCCCAAACUAUUCAUUUUAUUCUGUUGUUAUAAUAUUUUCAUUUUGAUCUGUUGAGACAAUAUCGUAAUCAUUAUCAUUAUCACUUUAAUGUAUAAUUUAGUUGUUCUCUUCUCAUACAAUACACACAUUCCUUUCUCUUUGUUUCACUUAUUUCAAAGACGUCAAUUCGAUUUGAUGACAA
Schistosoma intercalatum is the source of this 5679-nucleotide messenger RNA. The record is from the annotation of a GenBank genome assembly. NCBI's taxonomy places the organism in Eukaryota, Metazoa, Platyhelminthes, Trematoda, Strigeidida, Schistosomatidae.